GUCGCAUAAACGAGAAGACACGCCGCAUGACCCAAUCUCACUAACGCCUGCUUGCGUCUCUGAUCCUUUGUUUCGAAACGCAAGCCAAACCCGAACUGCUACCUAAACAUCGCAUGACGACGACGCUGCCUCGCCUGCCAUUUGGUUCGUCCUGCGCCCGCAAUUGUUUUUGAGUAGCCUGGACAACGGCCAUCAAAUCCCGCCCAGUAUCGACACGUUCUCUCCAGACACAACUUCCGCACAGUCGCGAUGCAUCGCUCAUACUCUAUGCGCUCCACGAGGGCGCCCACUGCCUCGCAGAUCCAGAACCCACCCCCGCCGCCGUCAAGCACAAAGUCGGGCCGCCUCUUUGGCCGCGGAGGACUCGGACAUGCCCUCCGUCGAAACACCGCCGGCGCCUUUGGGCCCGACCUUGCCAAGAAGCUGUCGCAACUCGUCAAGAUGGAGAAGAAUGUCAUGCGGAGCCUAGAGAUGGUUGCCAAGGAACGGAUGGAGGUUGCCCAACAACUAUCUCUCUGGGGCGAGGCCUGCGAUGAGGACGUUUCGGACGUGACAGACAAACUGGGCGUGUUACUGUACGAGAUAGGCGAGCUCGAAGACCAAUACGUCGACCGGUACGACCAAUACCGCAUUACCAUGAAGAGCAUUCGGAACAUCGAGGCUUCAGUGCAGCCCAGCAGAGACAGGAAACAAAAAAUUACGGACCAGAUCGCCCAUCUAAAGUACAAGGAGCCCAACUCUCCAAAGAUUGUAGUGCUCGAACAGGAACUCGUCCGCGCCGAGGCCGAGUCCCUCGUCGCCGAGGCGCAGCUCUCCAACAUCACACGCGAAAAGAUCAAGGCAGCCUACUCGUACCAGUUCGACGCCCUGCGCGAGCACGCCGAGAAGGUGGCCAUCAUCGCCAGCUACGGGAAGCACCUCCUUGACCUGAUCGAUGACACGCCCGUGACGCCCGGCGAGACGCGCCCCGCCUACGACGGCUACGAGGCCAGCAAGGCCAUCAUCCAGGACUGCGAAGACUCGCUCACAAACUGGGUGGCGCAGAACGCCGCCGUUACCGCCAAGCUGUCGACGCGCGCGCGCACCCUCUCGCAGCGCCGCAGGAACAACAUCAAGGCGCGCACCGAGGGCCAAGUACCUGGCCAUGGCCUGGACCUGUCGGCCCAGGAUGCUCCUCUGAGCGAUCGGGACGCCUGGGUGCCCGCAGGGCAGCAUGGCGAGGAGUAUGCGGCGGAAGAGGAAGAGGGCGUGGGAGAGGAGGACGACGUCGACGCGCCCAGCCAUACGGUCGUGGAUACCGAAGCGAGUCCGAACGGCGAGCAGCGCGGGCGUAACCAUGACCCCGUUGGUGCCUAGCGUGGC
Messenger RNA from Thermothielavioides terrestris NRRL 8126, 1362 nucleotides. RefSeq lists its product as uncharacterized. The coding region runs from base 250 to 1356 and encodes 368 amino acids. Gene Ontology annotation, cellular component: eisosome filament; plasma membrane. The record is from RefSeq and is a predicted model, not a curated record. Lineage: Eukaryota; Fungi; Ascomycota; Sordariomycetes; Sordariales; Chaetomiaceae. Gene Ontology annotation, molecular function: lipid binding. The transcript has 5 exons. Gene Ontology annotation, biological process: endocytosis; negative regulation of protein kinase activity; eisosome assembly.